Messenger RNA from Ooceraea biroi (clonal raider ant), 978 nucleotides. RefSeq lists its product as uncharacterized. NCBI's taxonomy places the organism in Eukaryota, Metazoa, Arthropoda, Insecta, Hymenoptera, Formicidae. The record is from RefSeq and is a predicted model, not a curated record.
AUGGGAAAUACCUGCGUGGCGUUCAUGUUCGAUGAGAUUCGCUACGAACUUGACGGCGUGGAGAUUGAUCGCAACAGAAACGUUGGAACGACUUCGACACUCAAAAACUAUACACUGUUAACACUCGAUAGAGGCGUAACCCUGGGUAAUUCCAGUUGGGAUACGUAUUAUAGUGAUAAUGCAGAUGAAUACUUUAAUUUUUGUGUACCGCUCUCCAUGUUACUGAGAUUUUACGAAGAUUACAAACGCGUGGUGAUCAACGCUCGUCAUGAACUGAUUCUGAUACGAUCGCGCAACGAUAACAAUAGUCUGCUGGGAAAUCCCGCGCUGGCGCCUGUGAUCGACAUAUUCAAGAUACAAUGGCGAAUGCCGCACGUGUUAUUGAACGAGAUAAAUAAGUUGUCGAUGCUGCGUGCUUUGGAGAGUGGACGAUACAUCACCAUGGUUUUCCGAUUGUGGGAUCUGUACGAGUAUCCGCUAUUACAGAGCACGACCAAGCAUUCGUGGGCGAUUAAGACCGCGACUCAGCUUGAGAAGCCGCGAUACGUCAUCUUUGCUCUGCAGACAGGUCGGAAGAACGUCAUGUCCGAGGACGUUACCAUAUUCGACGACUGCAAACUAACCAACGUGAAACUGCAUCUCAACUCGGAAUUUUAUUCAUACGACUUGAAUGUGGAUUUCGAGAAGAACAAAAACGCCAUCCUUUACGAUAUGUAUUCACGUUUUCGUAGGGCUUAUUAUAACUGCAAUUGCGCCGAGGCAUACUUGACUCCUCCCAACUUUCUUCUUCGCGGACCUUUUGUGGUUAUCGAUUGUUCGCGACAGAACGAGUCUGUCAAGAGUGCCACCGUGGAUGUGCGAUUGGAAUUUGAGGGCAAGGAGAAUGUACCGCCAAAUACAACGGCCUACUGUCUCAUCAUACACGAUCGCGUGGUCGAAUACAGUCCGUUGACCAACGUUGUACGCAGAGUCACCUAA